Ananas comosus (pineapple) is the source of this 801-nucleotide messenger RNA. RefSeq names its product homeobox-leucine zipper protein HOX3-like. NCBI's taxonomy places the organism in Eukaryota, Viridiplantae, Streptophyta, Magnoliopsida, Poales, Bromeliaceae. The coding region runs from base 1 to 657 and encodes 218 amino acids. Gene Ontology annotation, biological process: regulation of DNA-templated transcription. The record is from RefSeq and is a predicted model, not a curated record. The transcript is spliced from 4 exons. Gene Ontology annotation, molecular function: sequence-specific DNA binding; DNA-binding transcription factor activity, RNA polymerase II-specific.
AUGGCCAUUCCUGGAUUAACAAGUUCUUCUUCUUCUUCUUCUUCUUCCUCUUUUCCUUCUCCCUCUUUUGUGUCAGAAGCUGGAGGAGGUGGUGGUGGAGAGAGCAAGAUGGUGAUGAUGAGGGAAUUGGACAUAAACAUGCCGGCGAGCCGCGAAGGAGAGGACGAGGACGGGGAGGAGGAGGAGGCAAAGGAGGAGGAUGGCGGGGCUCGCCGCGUCAAGAAGCUUCGCCUUUCCAAGGAGCAGACGCGCUUGCUUGAGGAGAGCUUUAGGCACCACCACAAUUUGAACCCUAAGCAAAAGGGAGCGUUAGCUGUGAAGCUGAAGCUGAGGUCGCGUCAAGUGGAAGUGUGGUUCCAAAAUCGCAGGGCAAGGACCAAGGUGAAGCAGACUGAGAUGGAGUGCGAGUACUUGAAACGGUGUUUCGGGUCGCUAACGGAGGAGAACCACCGCCUCCAGAGCGAGGUCGAGCAGCUGCGGGCGCUACGGGUGCCUCCACCGGUCGUUCUUCCACCUCACACGCGCCUCUCCCUCCCCACAUCCUCAUUUACCAUGUGCCCACACUGCGAGCACAUCAGUUCUGCUACAUCAACAUCACAUCACACAACCUGGCGGUUGCGGUACUCGCAGUCGAUCGGUUUCGGCAUUGUGCCCUAGCCAGCCAUCUGCUACAUGUUAAGGAAGCGAAGAAAUUUAGUUAAGAAAUGUUGGGUGAUGAUGGAUAUAUAUGAUGCAUGGAAUUAAAUGUUGUAAAUGAAAAGCAUGUAUCAGCUUGAUUAAAAGUUUGAUCAGUUAUUCAUA